GGGACUGAAAACCAAGUGAGGAGAUGAAGGAUUGCACCGUACUGCAGCGUGCAGUACAGAGAGGAUAGAGACCACAGAUAGAUCUGACCAUCAGCCAAAGAACAGUUGUACAACUGUGAGAAGACAUCUCAUCCCUUCACAGCAUUACUCAACACAGAGAAGGGUGGCUCUGAAACCAUCAUCUGGAAAUUGGUUGGAUCAGGAGGGCUUUAGCACAUCAUGAAUCACUGACUCACUGCUACAGGUGUGAGGCUGUUCAAGUCAAAGGUCUGUGAGAAGGGCUUCUGAGGUCUGCGCACAGACAAGGUACAUUUGCUGUAAAACUGUUAAUGCAAGGGCGGUUACAUGAAAGAGAAACCAUUCAAGUGCGUGGUGUGCAACCGAGCUUUUGCAAGGUCAUUGACACUCACAAAUCACCAACGUAUUCACACGGGGGAGAAACCUUUCAAAUGUGAGGUGUGUAACAAAAGCUUCACACAAUUAUCGGGCCUGCUGAAUCACCGGCCCAUUCACAGAGGGGAGAAACCAUUCAGAUGUGAGGUUUGUGAGAAAUCCUUUUCACAGUCAUCCAGCCUCCUUGUGCACCAACGCAUUCACACCGGAGAAAAGCCAUUCAGAUGUGAGGUGUGUGAUAAAGCAUUCUCGACAUUAGGGGAACUGCGUAAACACCGACGCAUUCACACAGGGGAAAGACCAUUCACGUGUGAGGUGUGUGACAAAUCAUUUUCACAGUCAGAGAAUCUCCACACACACAGACGCAUUCACACAGGGGAGAGACCAUUUAGUUGCAAGGUGUGUGACAAAUCAUUCUUAAGGACAGAGAAUCUUCGUAAUCAUCAACGCAUUCACACAGGGGAGAAACCAUUCACGUGCGAAGUAUGUAACCAGAGCUUUACACAGUUGUCGGGUCUGGUGCAUCAUCGGCCUAGUCACACGGGCAAAAAAUCAUUCACAUGUGAUGUGUGUGACAAGUCAUUCUCGCAGUCAUCAACUCUCCGUGAACACCAACGUAUUCACACAGGGGAGAAACCAUUCAGCUGUAUGGUGUGUCACAAAUCAUUUUCACGGUCAGGGAACCUCCGUACACAUCAACGUAUUCACACAGGGGAAAAACCAUUUAAGUGUGAGGUGUGUGACAAAUCGUUCACUCAGUCAUCAAUUCUCCUCGUUCACCGACGUGUUCACACAGGGGAGAAACCAUUCGUGUGUGAGAUGUGUGACAAAUCAUUCUCAAGGUCAUGGAGCCUUCUCCUCCACCAGAAAGUCCACACUGGGGAGUAAACAUUUAAGUGUGAUGUUUAUAAUGAAGGUUUUGCAAUGCUUCUGACCACCUGGAAAAACAGAAUUCGCAUCACACUGGAGCUCAUCAGGUGCAAUGUUUGUGGGGAGGUUUUCCCACUGUCAAAUUAUGCCCUGAUCCGUCAAUGCACUGACACAGGGGAGGAAGCCUAGCAAUAUGAGAUCUGUAAUAAAUCCUUCACACAGUUGUUGGACUUCCUGGAACAUCAAUGUACCUACACAGAGAACGAUGCAACCACAUUCUUAUCAGUCUGUCCUGAGUGUGUGAACUUGUACGCAGUUCUCAUUCUGCAGGGUGUUCAGUGGGACUGGGACACAGAACAAGCAGCAGCUUUCACUCCCGUCAAACUAGUGAUGACAUCACCAGUGCUGAGGGAUGAUGAUGUAACAAUGGAGUCACCCUGCAGUGUGAUGUCAGUGAAACAGGACUUGGAGUAACCCCCAUGCAGUGAGGACAACCCGCUGUGUUUGUAUCCAGAGUAUUAACAAACUGAACAAAACUAUGCAGAUUAAGAAAGAAACCUAACUCCUUGUCUUGGUUUGUGAACUUUUCAGCCAACACCAUUUGGGAGAACAAAGGUUCUGGUGGAAUCUGACCACAAGCCAAUUCAAAACAUUUUUCUGACUGCAGGCUGUCGUCACUAGUUGCGCUGGCCAGGGUGCAAACAUUCAAUAAGAGUGAGCUCACUGGGCAACUAUGUAGAAACAUUGUCACCUUGAUCAUACACACUGAAAGUGAAUGACCAGACUUGUUUUGGCAACCACAGACAUCUAUGUGCAAUUGGAGAUGCUGCUUUUGACAGCACAGAACUAGUGCAGAACUGAACCACCAUCAAUCCCAGGGGUCAAUUAUUUCCCAAAAAAUACUGCAGAUCAGCAACAACAACACUCACCUCAGCAAUGCCAUUCAUCUGAGAAACAACAGCAGAUACUGGAUGAACAACUAAUAUGUGUACUCUAAGACUUGAAUGGUUCAAAGGUCACAUGUGGAAAAUGCAUAGAGAAGCAGAUAAAAUUGGAACAGAUGAGAAAGAACAAACAGGAUUUAUACAAAUAUUUUUCUUGUAGAGUAACUUGCAAACAAAACUAAAUAUUUUUCUAUGAAUUAACGAGAUGUUUUGAGAAAUACCUUCAAAGACACCAUCUUGCCAUAUGAAAUUGAUAUCAGAUAUCAUAUAUAAAUAUAGCUUUGAGCGCAGUAGCGUUUUCUAUACCAUGUGGAACACUGAUUAAAAUGCAACUUCCUUGACAUAUUUCUGAAGCAAUGAAUUUCCUGAAGCUUGGGAAAUUGACCUAUGAAACAGGAAUUACUUUGUUAGGUAGAUCUGAUGGGAAUUUAAACCAGUCAUUGUCUUAUCUGAAUAAAACCUCAUGAAUUGCAGCUGUUGUCUCAGUUCCCCUGGUAAAUGUUUGACAGAGAUUUUUAGGGUAGGAAUAGCAUUCUUCAUCCAUGGAGGCUUUCAAACAGACAGCAUCAGUAUGGGGUGUGUAGACUUAGAUGUGUUUGACAGCAGAAGAGGAAAACCUGCAGCAUCCAAGGCAGUGAUGAUGUGGAGUAGUGGGAGCACAGAAGAACAGUGUAGGAAUGAGGAACAAGGGAAGAGUGGAGAUACAAGAGAUUUACUAAGUACAGAGGGAGCAGGAGCAAUUUCUUUUGUUCUUCUCCUCCUUCAAUCUCUGCUCCCUUCUGCAUUGUCUUGCUUUUGACCUCUCCUUCUUCCACAACCCACUCUCUUUUGCUCCGUCUAAUAGUAUAAAAAUGAGCAAUAGACAGAGACUGUGCCAUUUUAAAUUCUAUCAUUAAAUAAAGCAGAAACUGUAUUUGACAUUAUUGAAGUAACAAAGUCAUGAAGACAAAGUGAGACUGUUUUAACUGUUGCACCUGUUUAUGUGGCACAACUGAAAUAAACUAUUAAAUAUGGGCUUGGAAUAUCCUGAAAUCAGCGCUGGUCAUGACCUGCUGAAUGGAAUCGCGAAUAUGGCCGACUGUUGUGACCUGAACACCCAAAAACCUGAGUGUAAUUUGAAGAGUCGCCUCAAACUGCCCCAACCAGCAGAAUCUCACCACUUGCAUUAUUCUAUUCUAUCUGGAGCCAAGGUUUGAUUUUGAGAGUUGCUGUUGCCUAAUAUAGGCAAGUUAUAGAGU
Messenger RNA from Hemiscyllium ocellatum (epaulette shark), 3445 nucleotides. RefSeq names its product zinc finger protein 271-like. The transcript is spliced from 2 exons. Gene Ontology annotation, molecular function: DNA-binding transcription factor activity, RNA polymerase II-specific; RNA polymerase II cis-regulatory region sequence-specific DNA binding. Bases 346 to 1281 code for a protein of 311 amino acids. NCBI's taxonomy places the organism in Eukaryota, Metazoa, Chordata, Chondrichthyes, Orectolobiformes, Hemiscylliidae. Gene Ontology annotation, biological process: regulation of transcription by RNA polymerase II. The record is from RefSeq and is a predicted model, not a curated record.